AUGGCGUUCUCCUUUUUCUGGACCGUGGCCACCAUACUUGUUCUCAGCAUAUUAAAAGUCAACAGUAAUCCUCCAGUUCCUGUGUUGGAUUUGCCAGAAAAUAUUUCUGAGAACGAAGAUGCAGCCAUCACGUGCACACUCUCCUGCACCAACUGCAAGGAUGUUCAAUUAACCAUCAAGGCCAAUGUGACAUUCAAAAGUUGCAACUUUCAGACAGGCAACAACCCAAAUGUAACCUGUAUAGUGGAGGUCACCCAAGAGACACACGAGAAAGAGUUCAUCUGUGAGGCUGAGUUUAAAACCAAAAGCUUGUCUAAAAAGUUGAUUAUUCAAAAACCCACUCCAAGCCACAGUGAAAAUGGAAAAACUGGAAGAAAAGAACCUGUAUUAGCCAUCAUCUUGCCCAUGAUAAUGACUACCAUUUUUUUUAAUUAUUUGUUUUAG
This is a messenger RNA of Staurois parvus, 444 nucleotides long. NCBI's taxonomy places the organism in Eukaryota, Metazoa, Chordata, Amphibia, Anura, Ranidae. The record is from the annotation of a GenBank genome assembly.